Molecule: messenger RNA, 2307 nt
Organism: Megalobrama amblycephala (Wuchang bream)
Lineage: Eukaryota; Metazoa; Chordata; Actinopteri; Cypriniformes; Xenocyprididae
Product: kelch-like protein 10
Exons: 8
Coding region: 467-2185 (572 amino acids)
Molecular function (GO): protein binding
Source: RefSeq, a predicted model, not a curated record
CAAUAGUUGAGUUAAAUAAAACUACCCAGCACAUUGGACAAACAUUUAACCCAACUGCUGGGUUAAAAGAACCCAAUCACUGGGUUUGUCAAUUUCCAACCCAACUUGGCUUGUUUUUAACCCAGCAUUUUUAAAAGUGUAAUAAAAACACUCUGUUCUGUCAAAAACUAUUCUGUGCUUUUAUUCCAUGAAAAUGCUUAAUGGCACAUUAAAACAUAAAAGGCUCAUCCUUUGACCAAUAUUGUACUGCUCAUUGAUUUAAUUUAAUGUUCAUAUUUAAUGUUGAUGAUAACUGUCAAGGCUGUAAGGAUGAAACGGACGUUGAAGCAGCAGUAGAAUGUUGAACUGCAACUAUGAUGUCACAAACAUUCUAGAAUUCUCUUGAGCGUUUUGCAGAUUUCACUGAAACAUGAGAUGAAUCAGAGUUUGAUCAGUUUGAGUUGAGGUUAAAUUUGAGCUAGAGAACAUGAAGCAAGAGUUAAUUACCGCAGCUUUUAACUUCUUUGACGAAGCUCAGUUACAUGGAGAACUCACAGACGUGAUCAUCAAAGUUCACGGCAAAGAGUUUGAAGCUCACAAGAUCAUCAUGUGUGCCUGCAGCCCUUAUUUUAGGAUGCUUUUCUCCACAUCAAUCAACCCGGAAAACAAACAUUCCUAUGAUAUUCCAGGAGUCUCCUCAGAUAUCAUGUCUCUUCUUAUUCAGUAUGCUUAUGGAAGACCUGUCCUCAUUUCUAAAGAGAACGUGUCGGAGCUCUUGCUGGCGGCCGAUCAGUUCUUGGUCUCGGGUCUGAUAGAGGUCUGCUGUGAGUUUCUGGAGGCGCAGUUACGCUCGGAGAACUGCAUUGGCAUCUGCGGGUUUACAGAGCGUUUCCACUCCUGCUCAGAGCUCCACCAUAAAGCCAAGCUCUUCAUCCUGCAGCACUUUGAGGAGGUUCUGCUCGUGUCUGAGGAGUUCCUGGAGCUCUCGCUGGAGCAGCUUAAAGAGAUCACUGAUAAAGAUGAGCUGAAUGUCAAACAGGAGAAGGUGGUUUUUGAGGCCGUCCUCCGCUGGAUCAGUCACGCUCCUGAAAACAGGAGACAACACAUCGCCGUGCUUCUGCCAAAGGUUCGAAUGGGCUUGAUGUCCUGUGAGUACUUCAUGAACAGUGUAAGGAGCAACACACUGCUGUCGGAGAACAAGGCGUGUUCGGCCAUUCUCGACAAUGCAAUGAAGGCCAUUUUUGACCUCCCUGUUGAGGGAGCCGCCACUUCAGCCCAACUGACACGCCCACGUCUGCCCUAUGAGAUCCUAUUGGCCAUCGGAGGGUGGGACGUAAGCAUUGCCACCAGUAGGAUCGAGGCAUAUGAUGCGAGGGCAGACCGCUGGGUCAUUGUGAGUCAAGAGGAUGGGCGUCCCAGGACCGAUCAUGGCACAGCGGUCCUCGGUGGGUUUGUGUACUGCAUUGGUGGAUUUGAUGGCGAGAAUUAUUGCAGCAGUGUGAGGAAGUUCAACCCCAUCACACACACUUGGCAUGAGGUGGGUCCCAUGUACGAACGGCGAUGUUACGCUAGUGUUGCUGUUCUGGACGGCCUCAUUUAUGCCAUUGGAGGUUGUGAUGGAUACCAACAUCUUAAAACAGCAGAGCGCUACGACCCAAACACCAACCAGUGGACAAUGUUGGCACCCAUGAUUCAACGGAGGAGUGGCGCCGGCGCCACCUCACUGCAGGGCAGGGUUUAUAUCUGUGGCGGUUUUACUGGAGCCGAGUGUCUCUUCACAGCUGAGAGCUUUAACCCUGAAACAAACCAGUGGACUUUCAUCGCUCCCAUGGGCAGCUGUCGCAGAGAUGUCGGUGUGAUCGCUUAUGGAGAUCUAGUUUAUGCUGUUGGUGGUUUUGAUCGUGCCGGUCAUUUGCGAAGUGCCGAGGCCUACGACCCUCUCACUGACCGCUGGCACGAUGUGGAACCUUUGAACAACCCACGCAGCAACUUCGGCAUUGAGGUGUUGGACGAUAAGCUGUUCGUUGUCGGAGGGUUUAGGGAAUCUGUGUUCAGAACCUGCUCUAGUGUGGAGUAUUACGACCAGAGGACGAAAAAAUGGAAUGAGGCAUGUGACAUGAGCACUUCCUGCAGUGCUGUGAGCUGCUGUGUCAUAUCCGGGUUACCCGAUGUCACGCCGUAUGUGGUCAGUCGAGACUCUCUCUGAUUGAACGACCUCCCCUUCCUGAAGAAACAUCAUAGCAGCAGUGACAUGCCACAUGAUCCGAUUAAAUGCAGUUUUACAAAACAGUGUUGGAUUGUGCACUUUAAAGUCAGCAUGAAAUGAAA